UAAAAAAUGAUAUUAAGUUACAUUGAUGUAUUUGUAUAUUCAAUCGCAAGGUAAAAAAACUGAAAGAUAGUGGAAUCUGUAAAAAGAUUGUCACUGUGGUACGACAUAUUACGACAAAACAAAUUAUAAUUGAUGGAAAAGUUGUCAAAACUCUAGUCGUUGAGGAAGAAGAUGAUCCAUGUGUAGAAUUUAUAGAAGGCACUGGGUCUCCAAUUGCUUGUUCUAGUCAUUCUCAUAGUCCCACAUUAAUUUCUCAUUCAUCUCUAACAUCAGGAGAAUUAACAGAUGUUAGUUCUCUUAUUACUUCCAAAUCAGCAAACAGUAGUAAUUCUUCAACAUUUUUUACAUUACCAGCUCAUUCUUCGCUAAGUAGAAAUACUUUUGGUGAUAAAAGUGUAAUAUCACCAAAGAGUGUACAAUUUCAAGAUCUUUCCAAUAUAGAAACAACACCAAAAAGAAAGUCAGCAAACACUUAUGUCAGCUGUAAUGAAGAUCAAUCAAAAUUGUCCAGUUCAAACUUAACAAGCUCUUCACGUUCUUACAGUCCUGAAAUCUCUUAUCCUGAAGCAGUUAGUUCAAAUGUAUCAAGAUCUGUUUUGCCAGGACUCAGGGUUAUGGCAAAAUGGAAAGAUGGUUACUAUUAUCCAGGAACAAUUUGUUCACAGAUCAGUGAUACAAGAUGGACAGUAUUGUUUGAUGAUGGAGAUAGCAAACCUAUUUGGGAAAAAGAUUUGAUUGCCAUUUCACUCUUAAAAAAGGGACAAGCUGUGUAUGCUUUAUCAGAAGAUGGUUGUUAUGAUCAAGGAAUCAUCAGAGACUAUUACAGAGAUGGAAAGGAAAUUGGAUAUAUUAUUGAAAAGGAAUAUAAUGAAUUUGAAAAAUAUCCCAGAUCAUCUGUAACUUUAUCAAGUGAACAAGCUAAUUCUCUCAUAAAAUCAAAUUCAGAAAUCACCGAAUCACCUAGUGGAAUAAAUUUAGAUAAUAUAAUAGAAGGAAAGCGUAGGCAUUCAUCAAGAUCAAAUAGUUCACGUGAAAAGAAACAAAAGUCACCACGAAAUUUAGAUUAUAACAAAUAUAGGAAUAUAUUAGAAAGAAAGAGUAGUAGCGAAGAAAUAAACAAUAUUGGUAAAAGUCUGAAACAAAGUGGUAUGAAGCAAAAUACUAGAUCAUCAAGAAGUUCUGACAGUAAAAGUGAUAUUAUAUCAGAUUUUAAACAGGAAACUCCGCAAAAAAAGAAAGUAUCUGAUUGUAAAAGAAUUUUAUCUUGGAAAUCUUCAAUGAAUGAAGGAUCUGAUGAAAAUAUCAAAGUCUUGCAAAAAUCUAGUUUUCUGUCAAAUAAUCAAAGUAAUGAUCAACCAACUCAUACUUUUAAAUCACCUAGAAUACAAAAAGCUGAGAAAUGCAAAUUAUCAAAAUUGACAGGAGAGAUUGGAAAGGUUGAAAAGAAAAGACUAUUUGUAGGAUAUGCAUUCCUACUUACUUCUGCAGAAAAGAAAACAGAUAAUAAGGAGUUUCUUUCUUCAGAUUCUUGUGUAGAUAUAUCAGAAGAAGAAGUUAUAGAUGAAUAUCCAUUUGAAAAAUCAGUAGUGCAAAAUCAGAUAGAGGCUAGAGGUGGAAUAGUAUUAGAAUCAAUAGAAGAAAUACAGACAGUAAAGGCAAAUCAAAUUUUCCUUUUAUCCAAUACUUAUCUCAGAACAAUUAAGUAUAUCCAUUGUUUGGCAGCAAGCAUUCCUUGUAUAUCACAUUUGUGGGUUCGGGAUUGUUGCAAAACUAAUAAAAUUCAAAGUUUUAAAACUUACUUAUUACCUGCUGGAUUCAACAUUAUUGAAAAGUGUGAAAUUGAAUGGCAUGGGAAGAAAGGAGUUUUGAAAGAUAUACAUAUUUUACUAGCUUCUUCAAAAGAAAAUUUUGCAGAAGUUUGGACACCUGUUUUAUUGGCUGCACAAGCUGAAAUUGUACAUAGAUUUCCUCCACCUAGAAAUACAUCAGGUUCUGUCUGUAACAUAGACAUCGUUCUGACAGACCCUUCCUGUCCUCAGAGUAUUGUGCGGCGAGCCAAUCAAAUGAAAGUUCCAUUAGUUUCAAUUGAAUGGGUUGUCCAGUGUCUUAUCUCAGGCUAUAAACUUCCAAUUGAUUUACAUCCCAAGUUCAGUUAUGACGCAUAAAAGAUGUAUGCAUUCGAAUUGCAUCAAAAUGUUGACAUUUUGUGAUUUUCUUGAUGUAGAAUGUUACACAUGUAAUGUCUUCUUAGAGACGUGGCUAUAAUGGCUUGUGAAAAUAUGAAAUUUUGUAAUUAUUUGUUUUUGUUAUUUUCAUGUCAUUGUAUAUUUUAAUUUUUGGGGGUAUAUAAUUAUUUUUAAAAUCUUUAUAUAUAUAAAAAUGAA
Messenger RNA from Centruroides sculpturatus (bark scorpion), 2384 nucleotides. Its product is annotated as TP53-binding protein 1-like. Gene Ontology annotation, biological process: DNA damage checkpoint signaling; positive regulation of transcription by RNA polymerase II. Bases 615 to 2165 code for a protein of 516 amino acids. The transcript is spliced from 14 exons. Gene Ontology annotation, molecular function: histone binding. The record is from RefSeq and is a predicted model, not a curated record. NCBI's taxonomy places the organism in Eukaryota, Metazoa, Arthropoda, Arachnida, Scorpiones, Buthidae. Gene Ontology annotation, cellular component: nucleus.